Zophobas morio is the source of this 663-nucleotide messenger RNA. RefSeq names its product glycine-rich selenoprotein-like. Gene Ontology annotation, biological process: endoplasmic reticulum calcium ion homeostasis; calcium ion transport. Gene Ontology annotation, cellular component: endoplasmic reticulum membrane; Golgi apparatus. The transcript has 4 exons. NCBI's taxonomy places the organism in Eukaryota, Metazoa, Arthropoda, Insecta, Coleoptera, Tenebrionidae. Bases 137 to 475 code for a protein of 112 amino acids. The record is from RefSeq and is a predicted model, not a curated record.
UUGUUGUGACAUAUGAGAUAAUAACACGUCAAAUUUAAGUGAAGUAACAUUGCCACUGACGUUUCCUGUAUUAUUCUAGAAAAACAGAACUGUUCAUCACAUUAUAAUUGCUCGAAUAUAACAUAAGAUUUCCAAGAUGGUGUAUGUUGCUGGGGAUGGAACCAUUCACCAGAGCCCUCCUUGGAAUUUGGAUCGCUUAAGUAAAAUCUUCUACGGUGCGAUUUUCUUUGUUGUGUUCUUUUUCAAGAGCUUGGUUGGUUUAGAUAGCAGUUCUGCAACAAGCUACGGAAGUUCAAGAUCUAGUGGUUCGUCAUAUAGAGGCAGUGGAGGAGGUGGUGGCGGAGGCGGUGGCGGAGGCGGCGGUGGCGGUCCAUUUAGACCUGGUGGUGGAGGCCCAUCAAAGCGAAUAAUGACCAUGAAAGAUAUCAAUCCACCCACAAUAGGAGGAUGUCCAGGGGGCGCUUGUGGACGAUAAAAUUAUUAAUAUGAUUUAUUUAAAUAUCUACAACAUGGGGAAAUUAUUAAUAUUCACUUAUGUGAUUUCGUUUGUACAUGAGUGAAAUUAUGUGAUUUAAUCAAGUAAAUAUAUAUUAGUUGAAAAUACACAUGUUUAAAUUUCCUUAAAAAUGAAAGUUUAUGUUUAAAUAAAAAGUUGAUGUGUUA